This is a messenger RNA of Phytomonas sp. EM1, 1025 nucleotides long. NCBI's taxonomy places the organism in Eukaryota, Euglenozoa, Kinetoplastea, Trypanosomatida, Trypanosomatidae. The record is from the annotation of a GenBank genome assembly.
UAAUGAAGCCUUUGCUGAUUUUUGGGCUUCGUGGGACACUAGUGGAACGCCUACACGCGCGUAACGUACCCAGUGGGAUGCCCGCGCCAGACCUGACUGUUGGCCUCGCUAAGGUAUGGCUGCGUCCGCAUCUCCUUUCUACUCUUCUUGCCUUGCAGGAGCACUGCCGUUUGGCAGUGUGGAGCUCGACCACGGCGCGGAAUACGAGGCCGUUAAUGAGCGCUGUGUUCAACGCUUAUGCUACUGACGCCGACCCGGGCAUCGUAACAGGCAGCAGGGUGGCCAAGCAACUCAAGGCGCAGAGCUCUGAGGCAGCUCCAGGUUCAACCGAGACUGUUUCGAGGUUUCGUAAGCGUGGUGGAAAGGCAUCGUCCGGGUUCCAAACGGAUGACGUCUCAGCUUCUUUAGAGCAGUCACCGAAGUUUGAGUUCAUCUGGUCGCGUGAGCACACUUCUGUAGACGAUUUCCGUCGCCGGAACGCUGUCGUCAAUGAUGAUGCGUAUGCUACCGUGAAAGACCUAAGCCGUGUCUUUCAGCAGUUUCAGGAAAUCGCCCAGCCGAGUAACACCGUUCUUAUCGAUGACACCCCGAGUAAAGGCAAACUUCACGCAGAUAAUUUUUUGUGGCUUGACACAUGUGAGGGGCUUGGAAUCCAAGAUCAACAAGGCAUGAGGCAAUUACACACCUUUGUGAUGGAGAAGCUGCUGCCAGCAAAGGAUGUACGGGAGCUACUUCCAGCACGGAUUCGUACAGGGCGUGUGGAUUCCAAGAUUUGAGUGUGAUAUGCUAGGGGAGUGAGAAAAUAAUAGGGAGAGGGAGCGGUCCCCUGAUGCAGACGUCAACUAUGCCUGCUCUUUUUGGUGCACUAAGACGUGAGCUGUUUAUCAUUUUUCAAGUCAUAUAGUACGACAAUUCGUUUCUAGUAUUACUAUUUACCCCCUUCAGAAUAUAAUAGAAAAAUGCGUUGCUACUAAAACAACACUUUAUAAGCUCUAUAAAGAUGACUUCUAGGUGCGGCUAGAGAA